Molecule: messenger RNA, 1685 nt
Organism: Peromyscus leucopus (white-footed mouse)
Lineage: Eukaryota; Metazoa; Chordata; Mammalia; Rodentia; Cricetidae
Gene: Slc7a9
Product: solute carrier family 7 member 9
Exons: 13
Coding region: 97-1560 (487 amino acids)
Biological process (GO): amino acid transmembrane transport
Cellular component (GO): membrane
Molecular function (GO): L-amino acid transmembrane transporter activity
Source: RefSeq, a predicted model, not a curated record
CCAGGCUGGCCUUGAAUUGACCUCCCCGGUGCUGGGAGUACAGACUCAGCUUAGGCGCACGCUCUCCUCCCAGCUCCUGGAACUAACUGGGCAGUGAUGGAGGAGACAAGCUUGAGGAGACGGAGAGAGGAUGAGAAAUCCAUCCAGAGCAAUGAACCCAAGACCACAAGUCUCCAGAAAGAGGUGGGUCUUCUCAGCGGCAUCUGCAUCAUCGUGGGCACCAUCAUUGGCUCCGGGAUCUUCAUCUCCCCCAAGUCUGUGCUGGCCAACACAGAAUCUGUGGGGCCCUGCCUCAUCAUAUGGGCAGCCUGUGGAAUCCUUGCUACGCUAGGUGCCUUGUGCUUUGCAGAGCUUGGCACGAUGAUCACCAAGUCGGGGGGUGAGUACCCCUACCUGAUGGAGGCCUUUGGCCCCAUCCCUGCCUACCUGUUCUCCUGGACCAGCCUGAUCGUCAUGAAGCCCUCAUCCUUCGCCAUCAUCUGCCUCAGCUUUUCCGAGUAUGUGUGUGCAGCCUUUUACUCGGGCUGCAAGCCUCCUGACGUGGUCGUGAAACUCCUGGCUGCUGCCGCCAUCUUGCUUAUCACUACAGUGAACGCCCUGAGCGUGCGGCUUGGGAGCUAUGUUCAGAAUGUCUUCACGGCGGCCAAGCUGGUGAUCGUGGCCAUCAUCAUCAUCAGCGGACUGGUCUUCCUGGCCCAAGGAAAGACGAAGAACUUCCAGAAUUCUUUUGAGGGCGCACAGACCUCUGUGGGUGCCAUCAGCCUGGCAUUUUACAAUGGACUCUGGGCCUAUGAUGGGUGGAAUCAGCUCAACUACAUCACUGAGGAGCUCAGAAACCCCUACAGAAACCUGCCCAUGGCCAUUGUCAUUGGGAUUCCUCUCGUGACCGUGUGCUACAUCCUUGUGAACAUUUCCUACUUCACAGUGAUGACCCCAACAGAGCUCCUGCAGUCCCAGGCUGUGGCUGUGACCUUCGGAGACCGGGUUCUCUACCCAGCAUCUUGGGUAGUCCCACUUUUUGUGGCCUUUUCAACCAUCGGUGCUGCUAAUGGGACCUGCUUUACAGCGGGCAGACUCAUCUAUGUGGCGGGCCGAGAAGGCCACAUGCUUAAAGUGCUCUCGUACAUCAGUGUCAAGCGCCUCACGCCUGCCCCUGCCCUCAUAUUCUAUGGUAUCAUAGCCACCAUUUACAUCAUCCCCGGUGACAUCAACUCCCUAGUCAAUUAUUUCAGUUUUGCUGCGUGGCUGUUUUAUGGGAUGACAAUCCUAGGACUCGUUGUGAUGAGAUUCACAAGGAAAGACCUUGAAAGGCCCAUCAAGGUGCCCAUCUUCAUCCCUGUCUUCGUGAUUCUCAUAUCGCUUCUUUUGGUGUUGGCCCCGAUCAUCACUAAGCCAGCCUGGGAGUAUCUCUACUGUGUAUUAUUCAUACUGAGUGGACUUAUAUUCUACUUCCUUUUUGUCCACUACAAGUUCGAAUGGGCCCAGAGAAUCUCCAGGCCGGUCACCAUGCACCUGCAGAUGCUGAUGGAAGUUGUCCCACCAGAGAAGGACCCGGAGUAAAAUGUCCAUCACUUGUAGCCCAAAGCUGCAAUCAAUUUAUUUUUGUAAGCAAUUUGUGGUUAUUUCUUCCUAGUGUUUUUCUUUUGCUUUUUCCCCCCCAGUUAUUAGAAUCCUUUAAAAUCUUU